AUGAAUAAAGCAGUGGUUGUGUUCCUGAAAGAAGAGCCCCUUGUGUAUCAGCUGGUAGAGGGACCUAUUAGGGACCUAUUCGUGCAGGUCUCCCCGCUGUCGGUUCCCUCCACGCGGAUCACCGUGUCCGGUGUUCCGCCGUUUAUACCGAACGAGUUGUUAGAGAACGAGCUCCGUAGGUUUGGCAAGUUUGCCGGUGGAUUUAAAACGGUGAGUUUGGGAUGUAAGGAUCCCAAACUGAAGCACGUACAGUCUCUGAGACGGCAGGUGUUUAUGUUCCUGGACUCGCCGACACAAACACUCGAUGUAUCGUUCAGAGUGAAGCACGGUGAUGGGUUUUAUAUGGUGUACGCCAGCUCAGGGCAGUUCAAAUGUUUUGAGUGUGGAGAUGUGGGACAUAAACGCUUUGCGUGUCCACAUAGACAGCAGGGGGCGGCUCGCUCCGCUGAUGCGGCGGACGGCUCCGGUCGGUCCGCGGCUGGCGGGUCGGGUGCUGGGUCUGCGGUUGUCGGGUCCUGUGUUGAGUUUGCGGCUGGCGAGUCCGCGGCCGGCGAGUCUGCGGCCGGCGAGUCCGCGGCCGGCGGGUCUGCGGCUGGCGAGUCCGGUGCUGGUUCCGCGGCCGUGUCCGCGGCUGGUGAGUCCAGUGCUGGCGGGUCCAGUGCUGGCGCCGCGGUCGCGGAUGCGGGUGCGGAUCCCGGUGCUGUGAACGUGGCAGCCGGUGCCACUGGUUCGGUGCCACCGGUGCCUCAUUUUGAGGAGGUUGACUUGGAUAGUGAGGAACAGAGCGAGCCUAAGAAACAGCAGGCUCCUGUGGCUGCGGAGAACCUGAGCAGUUCUCAGUCUGCAGGCACUGAAGCAGCUUCCACAAGUUGUACAGGCAGAGAUCCCACUGUGAUCACCAAUGAAGGAAAGGGUAUGUUAAAUAGUCAGGCAUCCUGUGAAGGGGAGGACAUGGAGUAUGACUCUGAGAUAAAGGCAGCAAUUCAGGAGCUUGAAGUCAGUAUUAGGAACAUUGAAAAGGGGUCACAUAGGGUUUUGGAUCCCACCACGGGUCAUCGGCUGCAGGAGAAGAGAUUGGAGUUGAGCUCCCUCCUGCAGGAGAGAGUGAAGGGAGCUCUUGUCAGGUCUCGCUUCCUCCAGCUAAAGGAUAUGGAUGCCCCAAGCUCUUUCUUCUUCAAUCUGGAGAGAUCGGUGGCACAGAGGAAGCAGAUGACCUGCCUUAAGCUUCCUGGAGGCAGAGUGACUACCAGUCCGGGUGAGAUGAGGACCCAUGCGAUGGAUUUCUACGCUGACCUCUUUGGGGCAGAACAGUGCAGCAUGGAGUGCCGUGAGGAGCUCCUGGAGGGACUUCCUCAACUCAUCCCAGGAGAGAAAGCUGCUCUGGACUCUGAGCUGACUCGGGACGAGUUGACAGCCGCUGUCAAUCAGAUGGCAUCAGGGCGGGCACCAGGGAUUGAUGGUCUCUCCACUGACUUUUACAAGCGGACUCAAGCACUGCAAUCUGCCAGCCUGCGAGCCUGUCUUAGAGAGGCUAGCUGCACCAAGCUGGGCCAUCUGAUGACGAUGACGGCAACAUCUGUGGACGCCUUGAAAGAGAGAAGUAAUAUCACCUCCAUCAGGUUGAUCAGCAGAGUUGUGGAGGAAGUCUGUGCUGCCCUGCAACAACCUCUGAGAGAAUUUGCAAAGAACCGCACUUUGUGUGACCAGUGGAGCGAAGAGGGAGAGUACAGUUUCCCCGCUCUGUAUAUCACCCCAGUUGUGGGGGAGUGGCAGGAGGGAGGAGAGUGUGGUCCAGGGUUCUAUCGCUCCCUGCUCCAGGCGGGAGGCUGCAGUAAGUGUCCUCCCCACAGUUGGGCCAGGAAGUCCGGGGCCCGGGUCUGCAGCUGCGAGCCUGCAUACUACAAGAACCCUGCGGACCCCGCCAACAUGGCGUGCACACGUGAGUCCCAGAGAGGGCCUUUAGCAACAGGCUUUAAGGCGUUCUCGAGGUGUAAAACCCGCAGACGAGGGCCGGAACCAGUAUGUCGAAACCGCGGUAUCCCCUUGACCGCUUCAGAGCUGAGUGUUAACCAGACUCCCUCUGAAAAUAAUAAAAGGGAAGUACUCAGAAUAGGGUUCAUGAACAUAAGGACGCUUUCAUCGAAGGCGCUCUUGGUCCAUGAUUUAAUUAUUGAUAAAAAGAUCGACAUACUGGGGCUUUCUGAAACCUGGUUAAAACCAGAUGAGUUUCUAGCCUUAAACGAAGCUACUCCACCCCAUUACGUUAGCACCCAAGUAUCUAGAGAAGUUAAGAAAGGUGGUGGAGUAGCCCUGAUAUCUAAUUCUAAGCUUAAUUUAAAGCCGAAGAAUAGAUAUAUUUUCAGAUCCUUUGAGGUGCUAGCGCUCUGCACCUCAGCUCCUCGAGAAGCAAAACGAGUUCCAGACUCUUUUGUUUUAGCUGUAGUAUACCGUCCUCCAGGACCGUAUUCAGUUUUUCUGGAUGAGUUUUCUGACUUUGCAGCUGAUUUGGCUACAUAUUCAGACAAUAUUUUGCUUAUUGGGGAUUUCAACAUUCACGUGAAUAACCCGUCUGAUGCUCUCGCAAGGGCUUUUCUGUCCAUUACAGAUACGCUUGGCUUCAAACAGCUCGUCCAGCAACCAACCCACAUCGGUGGAAACACGUUGGAUCUCGUUCUGACCCGCGGUGUUGACAUUUCGCAGCUAGUGGUCUCUUCCUACACCUCAGCUUUAUCAGACCACUUUUUGCUCACUUUCCAGGUGGUGGUAUCCUGCCCCUGCGACGAUCAGCAAGCUACUUUCAGCUGUCGCCGCAUCACACCUGCAACCAUUACAGCUAUGGAAGAUAAGUUAUCUGGUUCACUUGCACCUCUCUGUAACUAUAGUGGUUCUGUGGAGUGCCUUACUGAUGACCUCAACAUUGCCUUGUCUGUUGCCAUUGAUUCAGUUGCUCCGUACGUAACUAAAAAACGAACAUUGAAAAAACCAACUCCUUGGUUUAAUGCAGAAACUCGCAUUUUGAAGCGAAAUUGCAGGAUCCUUGAACGCAAAUGGCGCUCGACUAAACUUGAGGUCUUUCAUCUUGCAUGGCAUAAUAGUCUGAUCACCUAUAAGGGUGCGCUGACUAUCGCCAGGAACGCCUACUUUUCUAGUAUCAUUAAUUUGAAUAGAAAUAAUCCUAAGUUUCUUUUUGACACGGUGAGGAGUCUCACUCAGAAACAGAAUCAGACCGUAGGCUCCUCGAUCUCGGCAGGUGAAUUCAUGGAUUUCUUUGAGAAUAAGAUUCAAUCAAUUAGAGAGGAAAUUGAUGCUUACCGGGCGGCUAAUCCUACACAUCCUGUGGGGCAGGAUGGGGUUCUGCCAAGUAGGAUGGUGAACUCUGACGCAACUCUUUUGGAGUUUAAGGCGAUUUCCUUGGUGGAACUUGAAAGGGUGAUAAAGGCCUCAAAGCCAACAACUUGUAUGUUGGAUCCGCUCCCUUCUAGGGUUCUUAAGGAACUUUUUCCAACGGUGGGGCCUGUUAUCCUCUUGCUUAUGAAUCUUUCGUUUUCAACAGGAAUUGUUCCUUCCAAUUUCAAGGCUGCGGUGUUAAAACCGCUACUCAAAAAGCCUGGCCUAGAUCCUGAAUUAGUCAGGAACUAUCGGCCUAUAUCGAAUCUGCCCUUCUUGUCUAAGGUACAGGAAAGGAUUGUAGCAAAGCAAAUUGUUGAUUAUUUGACAAGGAAUAAUCUCUUCGAACCUUUCCAGUCGGGGUUCAGGAAUUUCCACUCAACUGAAACUGCUAUUACAAGAGUUGUAAAUGACAUCCUUCUUGCUUUGGAUAAAAACACAAGCACAAUGCUUGUGAUGUUGGAUCUGAGCGCUGCGUUUGAUACGAUUGACCAUAGCACUCUUCUUCACCGUCUUGAACACUAUGUUGGUUUCGGGGGUACGGCUCUUGGUUGGCUUGAAUCGUACCUCACAGAUAGAACCCAAUUUGUGCUUCAUGAGGGUGCAGAAUCGAAGCAUUGUAAAUUGCGCUUUGGCGUACCACAAGGGUCGGUUCUUGGUCCAUUGCUUUUUGCAAUUUAUAUGCUUCCCCUCGGUGACGUUAUCCGCGGCUUCGGAAUUAGUUUCCAUUGCUAUGCGGAUGACACCCAGCUCUACAUUCCUGUAGAUUCCGGGGAUUCUGCCCAGAUUCAAAAGGUUGAGUCCUGUUUGGCUGCUGUGAAGGGCUGGAUGUCACAAAACUUCCUACAGCUUAAUACUGGGAAGACAGAGCUGAUGAUUAUCGGCUCGAAGCGGGACCGGGAAAAGUUUGAGGAUGUCUCUCUGUGGUUGGAUGGCUUUGCCAUCCCACAGAGUGCAUCCGUCAGAAAUCUUGGUGUCUUGUUUGACCCUCAACUAUGCUUUGAUCAGCAUAUAAGAAGUAUAACUAGAAUUGCCUUUUUCCAUCUGAGAAACAUUGCAAGAAUCAGAUCAAUGUUAUCUGUAGUGGAUGCAGAGACACUGAUUCAUGCGUUUGUCUCGUCAAGACUGGACUAUUGCAAUGCACUGUUCUCGGGAUUACCGAACUCUACUACAAAGAGUCUACAGCUGGUACACAAUGCGGCAGCUAGAUUGCAGACCAGAACGAGAAAGUUUGAUCAUAUUACACCUAUUCUCGCCUCUUUACAUUGGCUACCAAUAACUUUCAGAUCAGACUUUAAGGUGCUAUUGCUAACCUAUAAAGCCUUGCAUGGACUAUCUCCAUUGUACCUGAAGGACCUGAUUAUUCCUUAUAGUCCUUCUCGGUCUCUCCGGUCUUCGGGAGCCGGCCUUCUUUCAUUGCCGAAGGUUAAAAAGAAAUCGGCUGGACAGAGAGCAUUUGCCUAUCGAGCCCCCUUUUUAUGGAAUAGGCUGCCAUCAGCGAUCAGGGAAGCUGACUCUGUGGAGCUAUUCAAAGGGAAGCUCAAAACUCACCUCUACAAUCUUGCAUUUGGAGUGUGAAAACAACAGAUGCGUAGUGAAGACUACUCUGUUUGCUUGUGCUUUUCUUAUUACAUUAUACAUUCCCACUAUGUACUUUUCCGUUCUAAUUCACUAUUCUGUCAGUUGUAGCGUGCUGCGGGUGCUGGACUGGAUGCCUGGACUCUCCUCAUGGAUAACCGGCCAGAACCCCAUCACCAUUUUAAUAUGAUGUACAUGUAUUUACCUGUAUGCCAUUUGUGGCACCCAUUGCACUCCUGACCAUCCCUGGAAGAAGGGAUCCCCUACACUGCGUUUCUUCUCAAGAUUUCUUCCUUGCUGAUUCAAGGGAGUUUUUUCUUGCCCGUGUGGGGGCAUGGGUAAAGGGGGGUGUCACAAAUAUUUGGCCUGUUAAGCCCUUUGAGACUGUAAUGGUGAUUAAGGGCUAUACAAAUAAAAUUGAAUUGAAUUGAAUUGAAUUGAAUUGAA
Messenger RNA from Gadus macrocephalus (Pacific cod), 5412 nucleotides. RefSeq lists its product as uncharacterized. Lineage: Eukaryota; Metazoa; Chordata; Actinopteri; Gadiformes; Gadidae. Gene Ontology annotation, molecular function: nucleic acid binding; catalytic activity; zinc ion binding. The record is from RefSeq and is a predicted model, not a curated record. Bases 1 to 4965 code for a protein of 1654 amino acids. The transcript is spliced from 5 exons.